AUGGAAGAAGAUGAUCAAAGAGAACUGCGGCUGCUACUCUCCUCCUCCACCCGAACUCCCUCUCAUGCACCAAAGUCCUCGGCUGGAACUGACACAUCUGACCAUCCGCUACUUGAUCUUAAUCUGUCAAUGAGUAUCAGCACACUGCAGCCAUCAGCGACUGAGGAAUCCCACGGCUAUGCGAGGAGUCUGCAACUAUUGAAGCAACAAACUGCAGAGCAGAUCCGACUUGCAGCUGUAGAGAAUGCUUAUGCUGAACAGAUAAGAGAGCUGACAAGGAGGGAGCUAGAGUUGGCUGAGCAAGAGUUUGCCCGUGCUCAGCUGGUCUGGGAGCGAGCCAGAGAAGAGGUGAAGAAGGCCGAGAAGAUGAAGGAGAUAGCCACCAGGAGGAUCAACUCUGCAUGUUUGGAGAUCACUUGCUACAGUUGCCACCAACGGUUCCGGCCGUAG
Musa acuminata AAA Group (dessert banana) is the source of this 450-nucleotide messenger RNA. Its product is annotated as protein indeterminate-domain 16-like. Bases 1 to 450 code for a protein of 149 amino acids. The record is from RefSeq and is a predicted model, not a curated record. The transcript has a single exon. Lineage: Eukaryota; Viridiplantae; Streptophyta; Magnoliopsida; Zingiberales; Musaceae. Gene Ontology annotation, cellular component: nucleus. Gene Ontology annotation, biological process: gravitropism.